Molecule: messenger RNA, 1661 nt
Organism: Brassica napus (rape)
Lineage: Eukaryota; Viridiplantae; Streptophyta; Magnoliopsida; Brassicales; Brassicaceae
Exons: 5
Coding region: 309-836 (175 amino acids)
Source: RefSeq, a predicted model, not a curated record
GAAACCGCGGUCGAUCAAACUUCCAUGUAUUCAUGAUAUGUCAUCAACUCAAGCUUUAAAUUAAGUGUUCAUGGGUGCAUCAAAACAUUAGUAACUCUUCGUCCUCAUCUCCCAUCUGUAAAUUUUGUAUCGGUUUGAUAUACAAUUAACAUUUGCGUUGCUUCAGAUCUAAGAAGGCUCUGCGUAAUGAUUUUGUCGACCCCAUAUUCAAUCCCUAAUACCUCUUAAGAAUCGUUUGAUUGGAAGCUUUAGUACCUAAAGUCUCGGUAAAUCGACGAUUCGUUUCUAGGUUUGAUUUUAUAAAUCUGAUGCAGAUUCUUACAAAGAAACAAACUUCAAUUGUUCGAACGAUUCACUGCAUCUCCUCUUUUGUGAGUGGCUCCAGUUCUCCUCAUAUGCCUCUUUGUCCUAUGCGACUCCUCUGUCGCCGGCGAUGGUGGUUAAGCCUCUGGGCUCUGAGGCGUUUUUGUUUACACAUUGUGGAUACCAUAAACGCGAAUGCCACGUUCAGUUUGCUGGAAGGGAUCUUCAAGCACCAGGCAUUGUUCUACAACUCGCAAACACAAUUCAUGCCAAGACCUGCAGUUGUGGAAAAAUUAGUCAAACUGGUGACAGUUACAUUAGGUAGCUCAUAUCACUAUCCUCUUAAAUCUGGCUUCCGCAACUCAAAAUCUGAUCUUGGCACUAGAAUUUCCUUCAAGUAUAGCAUUUCAAGAGGAGUUUCCUCAACACCAACCGUCUAUGUGAAUGGGUUCGAGCUGCUUGAUGCUGGUUCUCCCAUAGAUUUUGAAGGAUGGAAAACACCAUUGAUCCUCUGGUUAACCCACGAGAAGUAAAGAUAAAGGACACCUUCCUUUCAUUCCUCACCCAACCAUCUUAUUAGUAGUUCUUUUUUUGUUGUCUCAGACCCACACCUAAUGUACUAGACAUGUUUAACUCUCCACAAUCUGUAUGUAAAGAAGUAAUCAUAAAUGUAUUAUUAGUUUUGAUUUCUAAUAGUUUUGUUUCUUCAGCUAACUGAGAAGAUACCGAAGGAAGUGUAUGCACAGCAAAAGGAAGUCGGGGAUGAAAAAAACACUGAGAAUAUCCCCGUUAGCACCUUCUUUAUUGCGAGUGUUGGAAGAUGUUACUGGUGAUGUUGAUGAGAUCCUAAGCCAACUUGAGUAACAUGUGAGAUUCUUUCUUCUCAAUCGUUUGUGUUUAUAUGACACUAUAUAUGUAAGGUUUGAACAUUAGCUGUAGUUAUGUGAUUAAGAUUAUUUCUAAAUUGGUUGCAUUUGUUUCCGAUAAAAUUGUGUCACACUCUUCAACUUCACACCUAAUGCGCCAUACCUUCACUGUCUCCACCAUCACUGAAGAUAACAUCUUGGAGACCCAUGGCAAGGAGGACGGUGAGAACACUCUUCCAAGCUAAGAUUGGAAACAUCACCUUCGGGGCCGUCUGUUUUGGGAGACAAGGGCAGCGAGGUUUGUGUUACAAACCUAUCAGCCUGUCAACCGUCUUUUCUCCUUGCAAGUUUUCUUAAUGUUCGGAUAUUUUAUUUCCGUUUGUUUUAUUAAUGAAACGUUGACGGGUUCUAAUUCAUACAAGAUUUGCCAGUAGUGUAUUGUAACUUUGAUAAUUUUCUUCACCAUGAAUAAAAAAGACCGUGUAAGCUUCA